AUGGCCGACAUGCGCAGCGAAAAGCGCGAGGGCGACGACGGCGGCGAGGUCGUCAUCUUGUCGGUCGCCUUGUCCUGGAGCUCGCUCUUGGGCGCUUGGGCCUCCGCCUCCGGGCCCGGAUUGUCCUUUGAGUCGGCGGGUCCCAUGGCAGGCCCUUCCACGUUCGUUAGUAGUAUCGUAUGCAAGCCGUCACCGUUGGGGUUGAGUGUGACUGUGCGCACUGGCUGCUGCGCCGUGCGAUGCAUCUCGGCCGGAACUGGGACCCACGCAAACUUUCGUCUCUUCCCGUCUCCGCAUCUUUGCUCGUGGCGUGGACGGUGGGUUGCCAAGCACUAG
Sporothrix brasiliensis 5110 is the source of this 336-nucleotide messenger RNA. RefSeq lists its product as uncharacterized. Lineage: Eukaryota; Fungi; Ascomycota; Sordariomycetes; Ophiostomatales; Ophiostomataceae. The record is from RefSeq and is a predicted model, not a curated record. The coding region runs from base 1 to 336 and encodes 111 amino acids. The transcript has 2 exons.